Solanum dulcamara is the source of this 2172-nucleotide messenger RNA. Its product is annotated as protein FREE1. The transcript has 10 exons. Gene Ontology annotation, cellular component: late endosome membrane; ESCRT I complex. Gene Ontology annotation, biological process: intralumenal vesicle formation; multivesicular body assembly. Gene Ontology annotation, molecular function: metal ion binding; ubiquitin binding. NCBI's taxonomy places the organism in Eukaryota, Viridiplantae, Streptophyta, Magnoliopsida, Solanales, Solanaceae. The record is from RefSeq and is a predicted model, not a curated record. Bases 244 to 1929 code for a protein of 561 amino acids.
UUACCCAAAAUAUGUAAGCUUAGACGCAAUCUGCGGGUAUGACUUAAAUGGUGCCCCAAACUCUUUCCCCAAUAUAUUUGUGAAAAGGCCCAAAAGAAACAGUCUGGCCCAAGAAAAUACCCGGCAAGCACAACUGCUUCUCUGUCUUCAAUCAUUUUUUUUUUCCACAGAAAGACGACGCAGAGAUCACCGAUCAGGAAAAAAAACAAAACUCAAAGCUCUCUAAAUUUCCCGACUCAAAAAAUGCAACAAGGCGAUUACACGACCUCCAAUCCCUACUUCAACUACCCUAACGCCGGCCAUAUCUCGCCGGCUCCGAUCCCAAACCCUGCCCCGUCACCACCGUCAUACGCUUCUGCUCCGCCGUUCGCCGCCACUUACACUCCGUCUUCAGAUUACUCAUCUUAUCCCUCUUCGUACCCGAAUCAUUAUUCCCAAAAUCCCGAUUUACUCUCUACAGCUCCAGCACCUUCGUUACAGUCCUACAAUCCUCCACCACCGGCGCCGGUUCCGGUGUUGCAACAGCCUCAGCACUCCUCUCCGUUUCCUUCAUUUGAAUCCCAUGGACCUUACCAAAACCCAGUUCAUUCUCAGCCUCAGCAAUCUUAUUAUCCUCCUUACGAUCAACCCCAGGCUGCUCCUAGUUACAAUCCGAGCCCCACUCCGAAUUCUUCGUAUCCUUCAGUUUAUCCAACUUCGAAUUAUGAUAAUACUGGAAAGUUUGAUCAAAAUGGACCGUAUUUUGAUGAACCUGUGGAUAAAUAUGGAAAUUAUGGUUCGCGGAGAGGUGAAUUUGGGCAAGAUACUUAUGGGAAACGAGCUGAAAGUGGAUAUGGUAAUGACGGUUAUGGUGAUGGAGUGUUUGCUUAUCAGGGUAGUAAAGUAGAGCCUUAUGGGGCACGAGGGACUGGUUCAAAGUCUUCGACUUGGUCGUCCAGUUUUGACGAUUUUGGGAGGCCAAUUGGGUAUAAUUCUCCAAAGGAUCGCUCAUCAGCUCCAACUGCGAAGAUCGUCAAGGCAAUUCCCAAGGUUGAUACGCAGCAGGAUGUGAAAAGUGGUGUGCAGAAGUUUAGGGUGAAGUUAUUAGCUGAAAGUAGUGGACAGAGUACCCAGGAUGUUCUUUGCCAGAUUGGCUUGGAUGGAAUCCGCAUGUUGGACCCAAGCACUAGCCGGAUGUUAAGAAUUUAUCCUCUUGACACAGUAACUCGAUGUGAUGUAACGGAUUCAUCUACCUUUGCCUUCUGGUCAAAAAGUGUCGUGGAUAUAGAGCCAAGGCGUAUCAGACUGCAGUCAAACAGUUACACAACCAGUUCCCUAUUAGAUACAGUCACAGCUGCAACUGUACAGUUCAAGGAGAUGGGUGGAAGAAUCAGGUCAUCUGAAUCUCCAAAAGUGGCUGAACAGCCUACUGAGAAGAAGAAAGGUCUUGCUGAUUGGAUUAAUAUAGUGAAGACUGUCAAUGAGGAGAAAGAUCACUGGGUUCCUGAUGAAGCAGUUUCCAAGUGCACAGCUUGUGGAUCAGCCUUUAAUGCUUUUGUGCGCAAGCAUCACUGUCGGAACUGUGGAGAUAUUUUCUGUGACAAAUGCACUCAGGGAAGAACUGCACUGACAGUUGAUGAGAAUGCACCAGUUGUUAGAGUUUGUGACCGAUGUACGGCUGAGGUUUCUCGUCGGCUAAGCAGCGCGAAGGAAACUGUCAAUAGAUCAACUGGAUUGCAAAGUCAUGAAGACCUUGCCAAGAAGCUUCAGGAGGAGAUGGAGAGAAACCGAAGAGAAUCAUCUGGCUCUAGACAUGAUCGUUCGGGGAGGAUGAAAGAGGUUGCUUGCCCUACUUGUACAGUACAUUUGCAGGUUCAAGUUCCAAGCUCAGGUUCCGAGACUAUAGAAUGUGGGGUUUGCCAGAAUCCGUUCCUCGUUAGUUCGCACUGAUUUUGAUGUUUUUCGUCAAUGGAAGGAAGGACUGCAAACUCUUUUCUGGUUUUGUGUGUUGUCAUACAUUAUUUUGUGCAUCUGUUAAUAUUUGAACCUUUUGUGACGCCUUUGGUUGUUCACUUGAUCCCUUUGUUUGCUUGAAAGGCAAUUUGCUCAUUUUAUUUGUAUUAGCAGGAAGAAAUCGAACACUUGCUUUUUUCUUUUCAUGGAGUAAAUUUAAGUGAAAUUUGAUUGCUUCAA